AUGGGAUCUAAAACACCGGAGCAUGAAUUCCCAAACGGCGGCGAUGAGCCUUCCAGCUCGGCCAAAGCCAAGUCCGCAGGUGGAGAGCCUCGUGGCACCCACCUGGCACGCGAUGGCGAUGGGAGUUUGGGAGACGGUGACGGAGAUGACGAUGGCGACGAUGAUCAUCCCGUCGAGGCUGUUACCGAAUCGCUGAUUCAGCCUCACGCCUCGGCAAAUGGCCAAAAGAAGAAAAAACGCAAGAAGUCCAAGAAGAAGACUAGCGCUUCCAAGCAAUCCUCGCCCCCAAGAAUCCCGAUUCAGCAGCUCUUUUCAAAGGGACAAUUUCCCAUUGGUGAAAUUCAAAAGUACACUGCCGUCAAUGACAAUACUGCCCGCACCACGGCAGAGGAACUACGGUACAAAUCACGUUCCCACCUCGAAGAUGAUAGCUUUCUGGAUGAUUACCGGAAGGCUGCCGAGGUGCAUCGUCAAGUCCGGCGCUGGACCCAGGAGACUGCCCGACCAGGCAAGUCACUCACUGAGAUCGCUUUAGAUAUCGAUGACGGUGUCAGGUCGCUACUCGAUAAUGCCGGCCUAGAACCUGGCGCAUGUCUACUCUCAGGCAUGGGAUUCCCAACAGGACUGGCGCUGAACAACUGUGUCGCGCACUGGACCCCUAAUCCCGGACAGAAAGAUGUAAUUCUCAAGCAAAGCGACGUCUUGAAAGUCGACUUCGGUGUCCAUAUCAACGGAUGGAUUGUUGAUAGCGCUUUUACCAUUUCGUUUGAUCCAAUGCAUGACAACUUAUUGGCCGCAGUCAAAGACGCAACCAAUACUGGCAUCAAGAAUUCCGGAAUCGACGUUCGGAUCAGUGAUGUCAGCGCUGCAAUCCAGGAAGCGAUGGAAAGCUACGAGGUAGAAAUAAAUGGCAAGACCAUCCCUGUAAAACCUGUACGAGAUCUCAGUGGGCACAACAUCAACCAUUACCGGAUUCACGGCGGAAAGUCCAUCCCCUUCAUAAAGAAUUCUGACCAAACUAAGAUGGAAGAAGGAGAGAUCUUCGCCAUCGAAACGUUUGGAUCGACCGGGCGUGGCGUGACAAGAGAGGGCCCUGGUGUCUAUGGAUAUGGAAAAGAUCCACAUGCACCAAAGAAGAUCAAUGCUCCUCUUGCCUCAGCCAGGUCUCUCUACCAAAAAAUCAACGAGAACUUCGGCACUCUCGUCUUCAGUCGCCGCUAUCUGGAGCGGCUUGGAGUCGAGCGAUAUCUGGCCGGCAUGAAUUAUCUUGUUUCGCAAGGUAUUGUUGACAUGCAUGCGCCGUUGAUGGACGUCGAAGGGUCCUACUCCGCGCAGUUUGAACAUACCAUCCUCCUGCGAGAAUCAGGCAAGGAAGUCAUCAGCCGUGGAGAUGACUAUUGA
Messenger RNA from Penicillium macrosclerotiorum, 1401 nucleotides. RefSeq names its product methionine aminopeptidase 2-like protein. The transcript is spliced from 6 exons. Gene Ontology annotation, biological process: proteolysis. The record is from RefSeq and is a predicted model, not a curated record. Bases 1 to 1401 code for a protein of 466 amino acids. Lineage: Eukaryota; Fungi; Ascomycota; Eurotiomycetes; Eurotiales; Aspergillaceae. Gene Ontology annotation, molecular function: metalloaminopeptidase activity.